AUGUCGACGACCACCACUCCACCAGAGCCGCAGGCGCGCUCAAGCUCGAUGCCCUCCCCUAUCCACCAUCUACUGAAGAGUUACACUUCGUCACACCCGCUCCGUUCGCCGUCACCAUUACCUGCGAACGCCCGCGUCGAUCCACAGCGCCCCCAGCGCACAGCGCCACCCUCCAGUUCGUCCCCACUCAUGUGGACGUUGGGGGUAUGGAUAGCGUUUAUCCAGUUUGCGUUGGCCAAGGGUCUGCACAUCGUGUGGAGCCUGCUCAAGCAUCUCGUCGUCGGACCACACCGCAAGAGCUGGGGAUACCGCAUGACGUUUAUUGUCUCGUUCAUGCGCAAUGUUGCAAACUACACCGACUUUGCAGACAUAGUACUUGUCCGCCGCCUGGUGUCUAUCACCUACCUCAUCCCCUUGCCAGCAGACGCGGUGGUCACACCGAUCACCUUCCUCGUCCCGAAGCGGCGAGGUGAGGACGCAUGCCGAGGGUUCUUCCGCGACUGGGAUUGGCAGGAGACGGGGACGCGCGAGCUCACGGGCGAGUGGGUUGUCAACAACGACGUGUGGAAGCGGCUCAAGGCGGAGCGGCGUGCGAGGUGGAACGCCGAGAUGCGGCGGAGAGCCCACUAUCACGUCGGCCCUUCGCGGUUACGCCACGACAGCAUGAGCUCGGACACGUCGGAAAGCCGGUCGCCGCUCGGCCGCAUUUUCUCGUCCCUUCCCACUCCAAUCUAUGGGCGUACCCCUGCGGUCGCACCUCGCCCGUUACCUGGAGGCCCCGAGGCAAUGGAGAUGCCCGAGCCCGAGGUGGAAGGUGUUCCCCCGUCGAGGCGCGAGAGGGUUAUCUACUAUGUCCAUGGCGGCGCGUACUAUGUCGGCAACGCGGCCACCCACCGCCUCAUAACCAUCGGCGUGAGCAAGGCCUGUAACGCCCGCGUCUUUGCUAUCACGUACCGGCUCGCACCGGAGGCGGCGUUUCCUCUUCCACUCCACGACGUCCUCCACGGUUAUCUCCGCUUACUGGCCCCUCCCUUGUCGAUUCCUCCAGAGAACAUUGUCGUGAUGGGCGAUUCGGCGGGUGGCGGUCUCUCCAUCGCCCUGUGCUUGUACCUGCGCGACAACGGGUACCGGCUUCCCGCUGGCCUUGUGCUGAUGUCGCCGUGGGUCGACUUGACCAUGUCAUGCGGUAGCUGGGACGAAAACGCGUACAGUGACGUCGUGCCGCGCCCAGACGCCGAGGACCACCUCAACCCAGUGGGGUGCUAUCUGGGUCCAAAAGGUCUCCAGAGCCACCUCACGCACCCGUACGCGUCGCCACUCUUCGGCGAUCUGCGUGGCCUGCCUCCGAUGCUCAUCCAGAGCGGUGAGGCCGAGGUUUUACGUGACGAGAUCACACUCCUCGCACACAAGGCUACGCUUGCUGGCGUCCAUGUAACUCACGAGCUGUAUGAGGACAUGGUUCACGUCUUCCAGACGUUCACAUGGCUGCCAGCUGCCAAGGCUGCUGUCAACAGCGUUGGGAGGUGGGUUCGCCAGACGCUCCCCCGCGUCGAGUGGGAGGCGACUCAGGUCGCGCUGUCCGUCGAGGCUGCUCAGACCCUUCUGGAGCGCGAGGUGCAAGCUGGCACCGACAGCGACGCGGAGCACCUUGACUCGGACAACGACACCGAUGGUGACGACACUCCGAUCGCGGCGUCACCUGCUGGAAGAGGUACACUGCCGGUGUCGGCCUCGCUGGCCAGCAUUGAUGAGGAGCGUCCCUCUCGCCGCUCUUCCCGACGUCAUCGCAAGGACGACUACGACAGAAUGUCCAGAGAUCACAGUACGCCGCGGCGGCAGAGGUCAGCCGCCAACUUUGCGCCCGAUGUGUCCGUCAUUCCGCUGGCAGUGCCCCGACAGCAACGUCCGACUGCGGCGUUCCCCCAUCAACCCCACCUUGCGAACGAAACAGAAUCUCCUCGCCCCCAACUUCACCGCGCGCACACUGCUGGCGUUGCCUCGAGCAGCAGCAUCAUCUCACCUCCAGCCCAUCGCUCUACCUCCACCGCAACGCUGUCGCCGUCGCGCGAGGCCUCGUACUCCACCCUCGGUCGCACGCACUCGCAGUCGCACGUUCCACAAGCCACCCAGCAUGCCGCUAUCCGCCGCCGCCGCGCCACCGCGAGCCUCAGCAUGCACGUGAGCUCACCAGUUUCACCAACUGGGGCCUAUGCGCCGGGUCCGAUGCACCCAGCGUCUCCGCCUCCCCCGACUCCUCGGAGAAGGCUCCGGGCUCCGACCAUCACGAGUUAUCCCUCGACUCCAACAGCGCGUACGCGCACGACUUCCCAUACAGACAUCUUUGAGCUUGUCGACAGCUACAACGAGAGCGGCGCUGCAAAUCCGACCGUUGUCUACGGUGCCGAGGGUGAGAUCCGCAGCGUGGGCGUGCUGGGCGAUGAGGAGGAUGAGUGGGAAGUGCCAGAAGAUGAUGCCCAGAGGUAG
Cutaneotrichosporon cavernicola is the source of this 2484-nucleotide messenger RNA. RefSeq lists its product as uncharacterized. The record is from RefSeq and is a predicted model, not a curated record. The coding region runs from base 1 to 2484 and encodes 827 amino acids. The transcript is spliced from 3 exons. Lineage: Eukaryota; Fungi; Basidiomycota; Tremellomycetes; Trichosporonales; Trichosporonaceae. Gene Ontology annotation, molecular function: lipase activity.